This is a messenger RNA of Drosophila gunungcola (fruit fly), 2523 nucleotides long. RefSeq names its product zinc finger protein 62. NCBI's taxonomy places the organism in Eukaryota, Metazoa, Arthropoda, Insecta, Diptera, Drosophilidae. Gene Ontology annotation, biological process: regulation of transcription by RNA polymerase II. The transcript is spliced from 4 exons. Gene Ontology annotation, cellular component: nucleus. Gene Ontology annotation, molecular function: DNA-binding transcription factor activity, RNA polymerase II-specific; zinc ion binding; sequence-specific DNA binding. The record is from RefSeq and is a predicted model, not a curated record. Bases 177 to 1871 code for a protein of 564 amino acids.
GCCAAGGACGCCAAGGCAAAACUUUACCGCCGUGCGCUUCCAAGUGGUUUUAAUUCAAUUUUCGGGAUCAAAUGUACAAAAAUCAGAUUGAAUCCUCUCUUCUCAAACAAUAAAAACCUGGAGUUAUACACUUGGGCUAUGUAAUUCGGGUAAUUGGUCAAAGCCUUUACAUCGAAAUGGCUGUUCAAUGUCGGCUGUGCUGUCAUUAUUUCCGCCAAGUGAAUCCCAUGAUCAUCUUCAACCGGGAUGUUCUCGCCAAGGUCAAAGAUCUCACUGGAUUAUCGUUACGAGAAGAGAAGCACCUACCGCGUCAUAUUUGCCCAUCUUGUCUGAAAGACUUGAAUAUGUCAAUUAAGUUAAGGGAACGCAUUGGACGGAACCACAUGAAACUGAUGUCGAGAAAGGGAACCGAAAGUGACUCUGAUCUGGAAACUCAGGUGACAAAUGGAGAUUCGGAUGGGGCUUUCUCUUGUGAACUGGACAUGUCAGAAAUUAUAGAAAAUAUUUCAAAAGCAAGUGAAAGUGAUGCCGAAUCACAGGAGUUCUAUACUAAACUAAAUAUGGACAAUCAAAACAGUACACAGGAUUUCAUAGAAUUUAGCUUAGAUAUCUCUGAGUCUCCUGAUCUUGACUAUCUUCACAAACUGAAAAAUCAAGGAAAAGAGAGUGAUCAAGAGGACGACGACGAUCGUCAUGAAACUUACGAAAUCCAGUCUACUUUAGACAUCGACAAUCAAGCAUGGAAGCCAGAAUCUCCCAAUCUUGAUCAUCUCCGCAAAUAUCAGGCAAAUGAAAUUGAUCAAGCAUCAGAGGAUAACGAAGCAUGGUUUAAUGAGAAUAAUCCACAUUUCCAAAUUUUCUUUCAAGAUUCUUACUGUAAAGAAGCUGAAGAAUGCGAAAGUCGACUAUCUCUAGACCAAAAUCAUAUGAUCCAGGAAAUAGAUAGUGAUCAAGAAUACGACGAUAAUGCAGAUUCUCCAUUUUUUAAAAGAUCUAAAGGACCUCGACAGGGAUAUCGAAACGAAGUAUUGCUUGCGGCAAAAGAAUCUAAAAUAUUGAAAUACCAAUAUCAAAAAACCAAGACGUUUGAAAAUGAUCAAUUUGAGGACUUAAAAAAUUUUGAACUUUCUAAUUUAGCUCAACAAGGCAGUCAAAUUCCAAAAAAAGGUAAUAUACCUAAAGUUAAGACUUUGGUAGCAGCAGGAAAUGCAAUCUUAAAUGCUGAAAUAAGAGACCUUAAAGGAAAAAUCCAUAAAACAGAUGUGGUCGCUAAGAAGGUAAAGUCUUCAGAGGAAGAUGAAAACAUUCCGCCUGACAGAAAAAUGAGGACGCGGAAAACUCGAUCUCGAGAGUGCACUGAAUGUGGGAAGGUCUUGAAGAGCCUCAACAACCUAAAGUUGCAUAUGUUGCGCCACACUGGUAAAAAGGAUUUCAUCUGCAACUUGUGCGGCAGACGGUUUGUCUCCAUACACCUGCUGAAAUUGCACAAGAGAGUUCGCCAUUUGGGCGAACAGCCGUUUAAGUGCAGGUUUUGCCAGAAAUCUUUUUCUACCAGCACGGCCAAAAGCCGACACGAGGUAAUGAAACACGUCAGAGAUGGGAGCUACUUGUGCGAUGAGUGCGGCAGUCAAUUUCAUACCCAGACCUGUUUAAAUAACCACAAGGUCCUGCACGACGGCAAAAAACCAUUUUACUGUGAUAUAUGCCAUAUAAACUUUUCACGAAGGAAAAGUAUGAAAAGGCAUUUCCAAUCGCAGGCACACCAGAAAAAAGCAACCACAAUCCUGGACAUUGAACUGAGCUUAGACCUUGACGAAGCACAAACCGCCGUAAGCUCAAUCUUACCAGAUGAGCAAGAAUUUUUCAAUUAAGAUUGAACUAAUCAAUUUUUAAAUCAGAAAUAAUUUGUUUUGUUUAAACAUAAUGUGUAUAGGGCUUAAGACAAAUUUUUAUAGUCUUUAAAUGUAUUUUGUUUUUGGCACUGGAUUGCCUUUCGUUAUGUUUAGAUACUUUUACUUAUAUUGGACUUGAGAAACCUGUAAAUUAAUUCUUAUGACUCAUAACUUGUUCAAAUUAUUUAGUUAUAAUUUUCCGUGAAUGCUCUUUGUUUUUGGCAUUGAAUUACCUUUUAUAACUCUAAUUUUCAUCGUAACCGAACAAGCCCUUUUUCUUUAAAACAAAAACCCUUAGCAUAUAAGUUGAAGCCUACGAGAUGGUCAAAUUUGAUCUUACCAGGUAAAGUUUAAUUUAACAUGACAGCCAUUUAAUAAUUAUCAGUCAGGUUACGCCAGAAGAAAACUGAGGGAGCAGCAGCUACAAGGGAUUGAAGCAGUACCAGUGCCAGGAGUGCGACCGCAAGGAGCUUAACGCCCACCAGCUCAGGUUGCACGUGCGGAUCAAGCAUCAACGCGAAAAGCGCUUUAUGUGCAAGUACUGUGGCCAGCGAUUCGACAUAUGCAACAAGAGAUUGCGACAUGAACGGAUGCACGAAAAGGGCCAUGUUCAAGCACAGGGAUCUCCUCA